This is a messenger RNA of Chironomus riparius, 2137 nucleotides long. The record is from the annotation of a GenBank genome assembly. Lineage: Eukaryota; Metazoa; Arthropoda; Insecta; Diptera; Chironomidae.
GACAACAAUCAACAAGCUUGUGAAUGAAAAGUUUUUGAAGAACUAAUUGAAUUAGAUUUAAUUGUUGUUGAAGAAAUUGGUGAAACUUUUGUGAGAAAUUGCUGAAUUUUAGUAUUCACUUGCUGAGAUUUGUAAGCAGCCGAGAACAAAAAAAACUAUUAUUUUAAUUUCAUAACUUCAGGUUAUUAGAAAUUUAAUCAAAGAAUAUUAUAAAUUUCACCAAAAAUUGUGAAUUUAUUUUUAUCAUUUCAAUUUCAAAUCAUGGCAUUUGAUGAAAAAACAUCAGUAAGGAUCAACGAUAUGACAGAAUUGAGUAUAGAUGAUUUAUCAAAUGAUAUUUUGCUAGUGAUCUUCAAUUUUUUGGACAAAGGUGGUUUAAAACGGGCUGCUAGAGUAUGUCAGAGAUGGAAAGAGUUAAUCACCAACUCAAAAACCCUUACUCAACGCCUAACACUAUUUUUCUCAACUGACGAGCGAACUUACUCAGUCAAUGAAUAUAUAAUACAAUUUAAUAAGUUUCUAGAAACUAAAGCUGCAGAAUUUCCAUGCAGAAAUCUUAAAGCACGCAUUAAAGAACCAAGAACAAUGGAAAUUUGGGAUCAUUUAAUAGACAGCUUUAUAAAGUUUGUUAAAGAUCCUUUAAAAGUUUACUUUUCAUCAGUAUCAAUUCCGGUAGUCCAUCGAUAUAUAGAGACAUAUGCAUCAACUUUGACUCAUUUGAUUUUAAAUUACGAUAGUGAUGAGAAUUCUAUCCAAGAUUUGCCAUUUGAGUUUCCAAAUUUAGUGUCAUUGCAUCUGAAUCAGACACACAUCCCAAAAAGUUUGAUUGCACCAAAUUUAAAAGAUUUCAAAUAUUAUAAAACAUUGAAAAAUGGAACUCCAAUAACAUUGAAUUUUGAUGAAUUUGUGGUAAAGUAUUUAAAUUUAAAUAAGCUGGACACCUGCUGCAUUCCAGAACUUCCUCAUAGUGAUGUAAAAUUCCAACUUACAAAUCUUAAAAUAACAACACCAGAACUUAAUCAGAUUACAUUUAAAAGUUUCAUAAUUUCUCAACAAAAGUCACUCAAAUAUCUUGAAAUCCGUGAACUUGACCUUGAAUAUCGUGAUUUUGUGGAUAUAAUCAUAAAGCACACAAGAAUCGAGUCACUUUGGCUGACUGCUCGAUACAAUACGAAUCACAAACCACAAGAAACCGACGACUUUAAUUAUUCUAUCAAAAAACUAAGAAUCUGUCUGUGGCCUGUGAGAUCAUUUUAUGUUGAAUGGCCGCAUGCUGAGCAUAUUAUUGGAUUACUUAACAAGUUUCGUGGAUUAGAACAUUUGCAGCUAAUGACAAUGGAUAGGAUUGAUAUGAUUUUUGAUCAGGUUGACUUUUCUUGUCUUAAAAUAAUGGAAUUAUAUUUUAAAAAAGGAAAUGAUUUAAAAAGAUUUGAUUUUGCACAAAUUCAGCUACAAAAUUUGGAAGAACUUAAAAUAUAUGAAAUUAAUGAAAGCAUUGACGUGGAAAAUUUAGUAAAAAUUGCAUCAUUUUGUUCGAAUUUAAAGAUUUUAAAUCUUGGAAAAUUAAAUUACAUUAUAAAAAGAACAGAAUUUAUUAAAUUGUCACAUCUUGAAAUUAUUUUUAAAUAUUCACCAAACAUUGUUGACUUUGUGAUUGAAGGAUGUGCAAACCUGUUAAGUUCAUUCAUGUUCAACAUCAAAACUGUGAAUUCAAAUUUGCAGAGAUUAAAAGUUGGAGUAUACUGUGAUAAUAAAAUUCCAAUAAUGCUUGCAAAGUUACAAGGAUCUAAAUUUGUUUGUGAUGUUCAUCAUUAUAAAAUUAUUGGAAUGAAACCUACAAAAUGGUAUGAAGAGGAAUUUGACUAUUUUAAAAAUAUAAGUGAUUCAGAUUAGCUACUGAAAUGAGAAAAUGUUAAGUAAAAUUCAAAAAGUGGAAACUCAGGAUGAAUCCCGAAAAAUCUCAAAAUCUGUUGCAUUUGACGAAUAAUUUCGGGAUUCAAAAUGAAUCAUUUUCAUGUUUAUUGGCUCAGAGAUAUUUUAGGAUGUUUGAUAUUUUUCAGGAUUAAUCCUGAGUUUCCACGCCUUGUUAAAAUUAAAUUUAUUCUCAAAAAUAAAAUAUAAGAAUUUUGUGGUACUU